ACAUUCUAAGACAACUCAACAGAAGCACAACAUGGCCUACAAGUUCACCUGCUCUCUGCUCCUGAUCGCAGCCAUUGCUGCCGUUUCCCUGGCGGAACCGGCUAGGUUGCAAAGCCGAUCCUCUCGGUUCCAAUUUGCCCGUCAGGAGCAGGCUCCAGAGCAGCAGGCAGCUCCGGCAGAUCCCUCCGCAGACAUUGCGCCCACUCCGGCCUCAGCUCCUUAUCCGCCAGCAGGUGUUACUCCCGAGGUGCCCUUCGACCUGCCCACGGAGACGGAAGCUCAGCCCGAUCUGACCUACGGACCGCCAGCUGAGCCGGACAACACCUACGGACCUCCGGAUAACACCUACGGACCUCCUGCCGAGCCCGACAACACCUAUGGACCGCCGGCAGAGGGCCCAGUUGACCAGGCUCCUGUGGAUGCUGCGGAGCCCGUUCCCGCUAGUCUUAUCCAGCCCCGCAAUGGACGCCUCCGCAGCCGUCGUCCCGUCCCGGAAAAACUCCGGAACGCCCAAAUCAUUCGUUCCAGACCAGUGUUGGUAUACUCCAUCUAAAAUGGCUCUACCCGAAUUUGUUAGUAUACAAAUGGAAUCGAACUAUACGGAUACACAUAAUUACUUCUGUUGCUAAAUAAAUAAUCGAAUUGUUGUUCAAUAAA
Messenger RNA from Drosophila subpulchrella, 657 nucleotides. RefSeq names its product proline-rich extensin-like protein EPR1. The transcript has a single exon. Lineage: Eukaryota; Metazoa; Arthropoda; Insecta; Diptera; Drosophilidae. Bases 32 to 553 code for a protein of 173 amino acids. The record is from RefSeq and is a predicted model, not a curated record.